Lytechinus variegatus (green sea urchin) is the source of this 1836-nucleotide messenger RNA. RefSeq lists its product as uncharacterized. Gene Ontology annotation, molecular function: protein binding. The record is from RefSeq and is a predicted model, not a curated record. Bases 43 to 1836 code for a protein of 597 amino acids. Lineage: Eukaryota; Metazoa; Echinodermata; Echinoidea; Temnopleuroida; Toxopneustidae. The transcript is spliced from 10 exons.
GACCGUUUCUGGUUGAGAAAUUUCGGAAGGGCGCCCGUAAGUAUGGGCUCCGUUAGCAAUCUCGUUGCGACAUUCGCCUUGACAGUGCUUCUUGUUCAACAUGCACAGGCAGCAUCAGAUUCCACUGCGACGUAUCUGCAAUCAGGUAAAUCAUACCCAAUCUACAUACCACGCAACUACACCAGACGAUUUUACCACGCAACAGCGCUACAAACAAAUGAUACUAAUGUAUUUCGAGUCGUGUUCAAUGAAUUCUCCACCAGUCUUACCAGUCAAGUGCAAAUAGGGACAGGUACUGAUCCAUCUGAUGAAGAGUCUGUCAUCACAACUAUCUAUGGAUAUAGAGGCUACGUUGAAGAUAUCUACAUAGAGGCCAAUGAGAUGUGGAUGGCUGCCAUAGGAGGACCGGCUUACACCUAUCUUGACGUUGAUGCGAACAUCGUUGCUUUUGACCUUUCAUCCAUGUUUAAUUGCACAAUGAGCAAUAUGAGCGUGUCAUCAGAUGUUCUGUGUGAUGGAGUGUACCAUUGCGAUCACUAUGAAGAUGAAUCGGCAUGCAAUUAUUCAAUGACAUAUCUGCAACCUGGUGAAUCCUAUUCAUUCCACAUAUCAUACAACUACAUCAGCCGAUCUUACCACGCAACCUUGCUACAAACAAAUGAUACGAAUGGAUUUCGAUUCGUAUUCCAAGAUUUCCAUAUCGAUAAUGCUAAUCAAGUCCAAAUAGGGGCGGGUACUGAUCCAUCUGAUCUACAGUCUGUCAUCACAACUAUCCAUGGAUAUAGAGACUACGCUGAUGAUGUCUACGUAGAGACCAAUGAAGUUUGGAUUGCUGUCAUAGGCACCUAUGACACCUUUACUGAGAUUUAUGCGAACAUCGUUGCUUUCGACCUAUCUACCCUGCUCAAUUGCACAAUGAGCAAUAUGAGCGUAUCAUCAGAUGUUCUGUGUGAUGGAGCGUACCAUUGCGAUCACUAUGAAGAUGAAUCGGCAUGCAAUUAUUCAAUGACAUAUCUGCAACCUGGUGAAUCCUAUUCACUCUACAUACCAUACAACUACAUCAGCCGAUCUUACCACGCAACCUUGCUACAAACAAAUGAAACGAAUGGAUUUCGAAUCGUGUUCCGAUAUUUAAAUAUGUUACAUGGUGAUGGAAUCCAAAUUGGGACAGGUACUGAUCCAUCUGAUCCACAGUCUAUCACCACAACUAUCUAUGGAUAUAGAGGCUACGCUGAUGAUGUCUACGUAGAGACCAAUGAGAUGUGGAUUGCUGCCAUAGGAGGACCGGGUUACACCUAUUUUAACCUUAAUGCGAACAUCUUUGCUUUCGACGCUACAAUCCUGUGUGAUGGAGUGUACCAUUGCGAUCGCUAUGAAGAUGAAUCAGCAUGCAAUUAUUCUAUGACAUAUCUGCAACCUGGUGAAUCCUAUUCAUUCUACAUAUCAUACAACUAUAUCAGCCGAUCUUACCACGCAACCUUGCUACAAACAAAUGAUACGAAUGGAUUUCGAAUCGUGUUCCAAUAUUUCUAUAUCGGUUAUAGUGAUAAAAUCCAAAUUGGGACAGGUACUGAUCCAUCUGAUCUACAGUCUGUCAUCACAACUAUUAAUGGAUCUAGAUACUACACUGAUGAUGUCUACGUAGUUACCAAUGAGAUGUGGAUUGCUGCCAUAGGAGGACCGGAUUACACAUAUUUUUACAUUAUUGCGAACAUCGUUGCUAUCGACCUUUCAACCCUGUUGAAUUGCACAUUGAGCGUGUCAUCGGAUGUCCUGUGUGAUGGAGUGUACCAUUGCGAUCGCUAUGAAGAUGAAUCAGCAUGCAAUACAGUAUAA